AUGUUAUGGCAAGUUAACGGGGGCUUCUAUCACUUCUGGUACAACAAUUGGGUAGGCAGUGGUGCUUUAUUUCUCAGAUCGACAGUCAUCCCGGACCUCACUUUUGGGGACUUUGUCACAAAUGGAAAAUGGGAUAACCAAUUGCUAUCUCGGGCCAUACCACUAGGGAUCAUCCCCUCAAUCUUACAGCAAUCGAUACCUGAAGGUGGUCGUGCAUAUGAGGUUAUGUGGAUGCCGACAACAUCUAGGAAAUUCACGCUAGCGUCGGCUUUUGGUGAGGUUCGUCAAGCCUGCAACACUUUUGCUGUUCUAUCACAUGUCUGGCACCAUCGGUUACCAUUGAAGGUGUCCUUCUUCAUGUUACGACUAUUGAUGGGAAGGUUGCCGGUGCCGAAUGCACUAUGUCAGCUUGGUUUUCAAAUGCCAUCGAAGUGUCUUUGUUGUCGGAGCCCAUCGUGCAAAUCUAUUGAACAUGUGUUUGCGUUGGAGCAGGUUGCCAUGGAGAUCUGGGGAUAUUUUGGGGGGGGGGUGUGUAGAGUGACUGGUAUAGGGUCCUUACUGCGCGCUCGAAUAGGUGCAUGGUGGUUUGUUGAGCAGAAAUCGGAGAGGAGGCAUUUUUUGUUCUCAACUCUCCCUAGUUUCAUUUGCUGGCACAUCUGGAAGGCUAGGAAUAAAGCCGUUUUUGAAGGCAAACCAAUGCAGUCGAUAGCUAUUGUUCAGGCCAUAUUUAGGGAAGUUAAGAUGCUAGUGGAGAUUCAGUUUAAGGGCAAGGUUGGGGUCCAUACAUUUCAGCAAUUAUAUGAUUGGUCCUCUCAUCUAGCGUGCAUGUUUGGAUUCCAGUUGAUACGUUGGACAGUGCCGAAGGUUGGGAUGCUAACGCUGAAUACAGACGGUUGCUCAAAGGGCAACCCAGGUCAGGGCGGUGGUGGUGGAGUCUUGCGUGAUUCGUCAGGAAGUCCUCUAUUUGCUUUUUCAACUUUUCUGGGGGAUACCUCUAGUUUACAUGCGGAGACUAUGGCCCUUUUGCUUGGGCUCCGCGAAUGUGCCGAGAGGGGGUUUGGUAAUGUGGGCGUCCAGUUAGAUUUCUUGGUCUUGGUGGGGAUUCUAUGGAAGUAA
Coffea eugenioides is the source of this 1116-nucleotide messenger RNA. RefSeq lists its product as uncharacterized. The coding region runs from base 1 to 1116 and encodes 371 amino acids. Gene Ontology annotation, molecular function: nucleic acid binding; RNA-DNA hybrid ribonuclease activity. The transcript has a single exon. The record is from RefSeq and is a predicted model, not a curated record. NCBI's taxonomy places the organism in Eukaryota, Viridiplantae, Streptophyta, Magnoliopsida, Gentianales, Rubiaceae.